CGUACGUUAUCCAAAGCAAAAUAGAGCCUCCGCAGCCACCCAACUUUGUUCCCCUGUUCACCCGAAACCAACUUGAACAACAAACACCUUGCUUGAACCAACCACAACAGCUCCACAACAAUAAACACCAUGGGAAAAGCCAAGAAGACUCGCAAGUUUGCCGUCGCCAAGAAAGUGAUUAGUCCAAAGGACAAUCGAGUGGCUGCCAACGCCGAAGCUGCCAAGAAGAAGCAAGAAGCCAAGAGGGAAAAGGAGACGGCGCCAAAACAAGUGGAACAAGCGGUGUCAGCUCUGUUUUUCCAGUACAAUACCCAGCUGGGUCCUCCCUAUCAUGUGCUGGUGGAUACCAAUUUUAUCAAUUACUCCAUCCGAAAAAAGCUGGACAUUGUUCGAGCUAUGUGCGACUGUUUGUUGGCCAAGUGCAUUCCCUGUAUAACGGACUGCGUCAUGGGCGAACUGGAAAAGCUAGGUGGCAAGUACAAGAUUGCCUUGCGAUUGACCAAGGAUGCUCGCUUUGAACGUAUCCCCUGCAGUUGCAAGGGUUGCUACGCCGAUGAUUGUCUCACACAAAUGGCCAAGCAAUGGAGGUGCUUCAUUGUUGCUACCUGUGACAAGGAAUUGAGGGGACGCAUUCGAAAAAUACCUGGUGUACCGUGCAUGUACAUUAGUGGUUAUCGGUAUACCGUCGAGAGAAUGCCAGAAGCCUUUGGAGCACCGAGAUAGAAAGAUUGAAACAUUUGCUAUGUGGUUCCAAGUUCCCCUGGAGAACCUGCGCUGACUCCCAAACAACCUUCAUAUCUCAAUCUUUGAGUUGGUAAAACAAUCUGCAACUCUGUACUCAACAGGUCAAUCUGAAAAAAGGUGAAAUAUCAAUACGUGAAGUAUCCUGCAACGGUGUCUUUUUUUCUGGAAUGGAGGCCACGAUAAACUAGUAAAGGUAACAAACAACUCGCAAAGCCAUUAAUUAAUAGCUUCUAGCUUUUUGAUUGCAUU
Molecule: messenger RNA, 993 nt
Organism: Seminavis robusta
Lineage: Eukaryota; Bacillariophyta; Bacillariophyceae; Naviculales; Naviculaceae
Source: the annotation of a GenBank genome assembly